This is a messenger RNA of Prunus dulcis (almond), 2649 nucleotides long. Its product is annotated as putative glycerol-3-phosphate transporter 4. Gene Ontology annotation, biological process: phosphate ion homeostasis; transmembrane transport. Gene Ontology annotation, cellular component: membrane. Gene Ontology annotation, molecular function: transmembrane transporter activity. The transcript has 3 exons. NCBI's taxonomy places the organism in Eukaryota, Viridiplantae, Streptophyta, Magnoliopsida, Rosales, Rosaceae. The record is from RefSeq and is a predicted model, not a curated record. Bases 533 to 2152 code for a protein of 539 amino acids.
UUGUAUUAGUGGGUUUCAUUUUUAUUAAAGAUGUAUAAAAAUGUGGUAAGUUUAACGUUACUCUUCUUUUAUUGUUCACAUGCGUGAUUCAUACAUCCCAAGACCCACCAGCAACCGCCACGUGUCUUACGCGGCAGAGCAAUUACGCACACACUAUUCGAUAAGCGAUCAUCCAACGUGGCACAAAAAUCGACAUGGUAAAUAGCGUGGCGCCCAAGCACAGUAGAACGAGUUCGAAUACUCACGCUUCGCCACGUAUACUCCCCCUUGCUCAUGCUCUGCCCCCACCCCGUCCUGUACGCUUUCCCUCUCAUCGUCUCGACGAUGCAAACCAGUGAAAUUUUGGCUCUUAAUAGCUUUCACUAUGGUUCUUCAAUUCAAUAGGGUCACGUUUUCUCUCUCAGAUGAAUGUGGGUUUUCUUGGAUUUGAAAGAUGAAUGUGAUAUGAAGGUGGUGGCGCAGGGUUUGUGAAAGGAAAUUUUUGUUCUCUUUGGUUUUGGUUUUUUCUUGCUUUUUGUGGGGUUUUGAGAGGAUGUCUCAUAGUUCUGAUACAAGGAGAGAAAUCCCACCUGGGAUUUUGCUUAUUAGAAGCAUUAGAGGCAAAGAUUGGAGUCUUUCUACAUAUAGAUAUGUGAUUUUGCUUGUUACUUUCAUAGCUUAUGCAUGCUACCAUGCUUCAAGAAAACCCAGUAGUAUAGUGAAAAGUGUUUUGUAUCCUGACCCCAACAAAGGCACAGGCUUAGGCUUGGACCCCUUGUUUGGCAGGGUUUUUGUUAAGGAAGAGUUUGGAGGUAAUGGGAAUUAUAGGUUGAUAGAGAAGGGUUGGGCUCCGUUUAAUGGAACUGACGGGACGUCGAAGUUGGGAGAGAUUGAUCUUGCAUUUCUUGCAUGUUACUCUUUGGGAAUGUAUGCUGCUGGGCAUUUGGGAGAUACAUUGGACCUCCGGUUGUUCUUGACAGCCGGGAUGAUUGGGAGUGGCAUUUUUGUUGCACUAUUUGGGAUGGGAUACUUUUGGAAUGUUCAUGUGUUUGGUUUUUAUCUUGGGAUGCAAAUGGUUGCUGGGUUAUUCCAAGCAACUGGCUGGCCUUCGGUUGUUGCUGUGAUUGGUAAUUGGUUUGGAAAGGGGAAGAGGGGUUUGAUUAUGGGUAUAUGGAAUGCACAUACUUCCAUUGGGAAUAUUAGUGGCUCACUUCUUGCUGCUAGUGUUCUGGACUAUGGGUGGGGUUGGUGUUUUAUAGUUCCAGGUGCUUUUAUUGCAGUGGGAGGUGUAAUGGUUUUCUUCUUCUUGGCUCCAUAUCCCGAGGACAUUGGAUUUUCUUUCCCACAAGGUUCCCCUUCUGAUUUGGAGGCAAACCCUAAGGACGAAGAAGCUAAUGUAAGAAAAGAAACUACAGAGGAAGAUGAAACACAAACUAUUAACCGAGCUGGGUCUGUGAGCAGGACAAGUGUUGGGCUUCUUGAAGCUUGUCUAAUACCAGGAGUUAUACCCUUUGCGCUGUGCCUCUUCUUCUCAAAGCUUGUGGCCUACACGUUUCUGUACUGGCUGCCAUUUUAUUUAAGUCAGACAGAAAUAGGAGGAGAAUAUGUUUCUGUAAAAUCUGCUGGAAACCUCUCCACUUUGUUCGAUGUAGGGGGCAUAGUUGGUGGAAUCCUUGCUGGCUACAUAUCUGAUAAACUUAAUGCUCGAGCUACCACAGCAGCCAGCUUCAUGUGUGCUGCAAUUCCAGCAAUGCUUUUAUAUCGCAGAUAUGGCAGUAUUUCACACAAUAUCAACAUUGCACUUAUGAUGGUCGCUGGCUUGUUUAUUAAUGGGCCCUAUGCACUUAUCACCACUGCGGUAUCUGCAGACCUUGGUACGCACAGUUCGCUUAGAGGGGAUUCUCGAGCACUGGCAACAGUUACUGCCAUAAUUGAUGGUACUGGAUCAGUUGGUGCAGCUUUUGGCCCUCUUCUUACUGGUUUCCUUUCAACAAAGGGAUGGGAUGCAGUAUUUGUGAUGUUAAUGAUUUGUGCUCUUAUUGCGGCACUUCUUUUAUCACGUUUGGUUAUGGCUGAAAUUGCUGAGAAGACUUGCAAACAAGUUCCUGUAUCCGGUGGGCGACAAAGUUCCAGAGCUCCUGCAUCCCAACCACUUCUAAGUGAUCGACGAUGAUACUAAGGGAUGCCCUCAAGAAGCUUCAUCAUAUGCCGGAAAUCAUGAAAAACAAGCUUCGUUAUGUUGAUAAAUUCAAGCACAACUUGUAGGUGAUAAUUUGUGGUCUUGAGAAACAAAUUUCUUUGGCCAUAUUACAAAACGAAACAUAAGCAUCAGUUUACGUCAAAGCUGAAAGGCUUCAGAAGUAGAGCUUUUUUAGCACCCAUGUUGGUGUUCAUUUUCUGUAAUAUAUGCAAAAUAAUAAGCAGUUUUUAGAUUUUGCUUACUUUGAGUAAUUGCUGUCCAAUCUGGGUGAAUUUUGUUUACAGAUAAUGCUGAAGAUAGAAUUCAAUAUUUUCUUUGAACUUUACCCUUUUGGGUGACAAUCCUUUAUUUACCGUUUAGAAACCGAACUUGGCGGCAGUGAUGCUGUUUGGUUUUCUGUCAAGUUCAAAGCAUUUAUAUUUGUAGGGUUAAAACUUUGCUUUUUAUACCAGUCAACAUUUUCUCCAAGC